ACAAGCAAACUUUCCCUUCAGCCUCAGUAUCACCCUCUGUUUACUAUUUGCUUCUCCGCUUUAGUCAGCCAAGUGUUGCUUCAAAAUAUGAACUUUUAGCUUAGAGACAGGCCAAAAAGACACAAAACUGCAAUGUCUAAAACACCAAAGAAAAAAGCGUCCUCAUCCAGCCUCGUCGCUUCUUCGCCAGGAUACUCUCCCAAAAAAGACUCAUCCUCGGCGGUGGCAAGUGCGUCAGAAGGGCCUGGAGAACAGAAGAGUCGAUUCCCUGUCUGGCCAGAGUGGAAUGACAAUGAGGUUAAUGCAGAGAAAUGGGAUGCAGUAAAAACCCCAAAAGACAGCAAGUUCUUUGAUGAUCAAGAAGGAAUGGUUGAACUUCCUUCCUCUUUAAAAGUUCACACCUGGAAACGUCCUUCUGAGUAUAUAAUUAAUAAGACUCCUGUUGUUGUGGAUAAUGAAGCUGCUUUUGACCUUACCUCAGCAAAUGAGCAUUUACUUUCAAGCGAGCUCAUGCGAUGGAUCAUUAGUGAGAUCUACAUUCUGUGGAAAAUCUGCAAUACAGGAGAGGACAAGCCCGUCUCCACGGAAACAGCUGCCAACCCUUGGAGACCCUGGGAACACAUCUACUCCCUGUGUAAAGUAGUUAAGGGUCAUAUGCCCCUCUACAAUGGCUAUGGGAAGUAUGUCAUUAAACUAUACUGGAUGGGAUGUUGGAGGAAGAUUGUUGUGGAUGACAUGUUACCAUUUGACAAGGACAACAACAUUCUACUUCCUGCUACCAUGAACCAAUCAGAGCUUUGGCCGAUGCUCUUGACUAAAGGCAUACUAAAGUUGGCCAGCACUGAUGUUCCGGUCUUGAGCUCCGGGAGGGAGUUGGGAGAGUUUACAGUCAUUCACUCUCUCACUGGCUGGAUCCCAGAAAUGAUUCCUUUAAAGUACUGGUAUACUGAAAAAAUCUGGGAGUUUUUGAAGGAAACUAUUCCAAAAUUCCAGCUGGAGGAAGAAGUAUCACAGGAGAAGACCACGAAUGCUGACCUCACGACUUCAAAGGAUUCUGAUGAAACGAGAUCAAGAGUGAAUCUCCCACAGAACCUAAGAGUAGAGAUAAAGAAAAUAAGGCUUGACAGAUUAUGGUGCCCUCUCCGCUCCAUUGGCCCUCAAAUGGUUGUGUGUGCUAGUUACCAACCCCUGCAUCUUUCGGAGAAAAGGACCUCAGUGCUUACCAAGAUGGCCGAUUCAUCGGAGAGUCUGAGGCUGUACGGCCUUUCUCAGCUCUACAGUCACCCAGUGCUGCUUACUAGUACUCGAGACUGUCCCCUGGUGGCCCCACCUAAACCACUCGCGGUUCCUAAUUGGAAGCUCAUUCGCCCCCGCAGGCAGACCAACAUUACAGAUGAACCCAAAGAACCCCCUGUUCAGAAGCCGGAGCAAUUAAUAGAGGUGUGCAGCCCCUUUAUCAACUUCCGACUGAUGACUAUGGCCGCCAAUGACAUGGAGCAGGGUGCUGUAAAGAGGCGUGGCUACAACUCAAAUCUGGCCUCCUUUUCUGAAAUGGAUGAUACCGAAGAGGACCAUACCCUGAAUGACAUCACCCAGAACAGUCCCAAUACUUUGGAUGCCCCUGAAAAUAAUGAGGUAACAGCAGAGGAGAAGAAAAAGGACGCCAACAUCGCCAACAAUGCAGAGAAAGCGGAGUCGACUUCAAAUCCUGAGAAAACGGGAGACGAAAAAGAUAAAGAGAAGGUGCAGACAGCCAAGGAAUCAAAUUCUGCACCGCUUCAGUCCCAGGAUUCAUCAGACAAACCCUUGCUUCAGGAAACCUGGGUGGACCUUCACAACUUCACCAAAAGCUUCCAAACGUUACUGAUUUUCCACAAGCCAGAGACGUAUGCACAUCAAUGCGCGUCAGUCCACUUUCAGAACUCUAUCUCCUCUCGACUGUCUAAUACUCCAUUGUCCAACGCUGUGGCCUCCACCCACUCUGUUACUGCUCCCGCUAGACAACCUGAUUCUACAGCAACUGUUCACACACAGUCUACAGAUGGAAGAUGUACUCACUUCCUGUUUGUGGACAACCUGUUACCCACAGAAAUUGUCAUCUGUUUCUCAGCAUUAACACAGUGGGGAGAAAGUGUGGAAGAGAAGAGGAUGUCUCCUCCCAGACCUGCCUUUCUGACAGCUAAGCCUUUCUCAUGGAAGAGCAUCGUCUCUGAACUUCCUGUGGUGCAGAUCCAAACCACUGCUAGCAAAGCUACAUUACUGACUCUACCUCCGGGACGUCAUGUUCUUCAUAUUCAAACAAGGUCUCCAUUGGCCAUCCAUUUACAUCUCUGCAGCAUGUCUCCUUUCGUGUUUGGUGAUGAGGAGACUGUUAUGCCACACCUGGACAAGGAGAGUCUGAGGUUCUGCGAGCAGGCUAAACUGACUCUGAAUGCUUUGGGUCGAGUUGUCAGCUGUUUCUCAGAUCCAGAAGAACUGCCAUCAGCCGCCAAAGAGCUUGAGAAGACACAUGGUGUAGGCAUACAGCAACAAAGAGUGUUCAAUGAGGCUGUGUAUCAUAUGUUCUGCUCUGCGCUGGGGCGGAAACUGACCUCCGAGGAACUCUCCGCGGUUCAGACUCUAACCGGAGACCCGUCACCACACGGCAGCAAUGAAAAAGCUGCGGACACGGCAUCAGAUGGCUAUCCUGAGGGAUGGAACGGCAGGCAGGCCACGGAUCAGGAAAUACAGGGGGCCACUGUUCUGCAAGCAGGAUGGAAGGGGUACCUGGUCCGCAAAAUCCUCACUGCAGCAAGACCUGGCACGAAGGAAAACCUAAGUGUCACAAAGACUCUGGAGGAGAUGUGGGAUUCUGUGGUGUCAGAUUUGGAGAAACAUGCCGUAGCUAUGCUGAGGCACAUGGUUGCUAAUGGUGAAGGAAUAGCAGAUCUGUACCCCUGCAGAGAAGAUGAGUACAACAGAAUAACAUUUACUGAUUUUUCAGUAGCUGUACCAGAGGUGACAAACUCCUGGAUUUUGAUCUUCAGGGAGGUGUUUCACGUUCAUAAGAACAUGCUGCUUGUUCCUAAGAUCUACUCCCCUCUUCCUCUAUGUACUUUACAUGUCAUAAAUAAUGACACUUUAGAGGAAAUACCCAGAGUCUUUAACCGAGUAGAGCCUCACCUGUAUACCACAAACAAGAGCGGUUACACAUUUGUAGCUGAGGCACAUGCUGGCAACACAGCCCUGACUGGUGGAAAAUGGCGCAUGCGUCUCAUUGGCUCCCGAGAACCCCUACCACAGCUGUCCAAGGAAACACCAAAUAAUAAUUUCUCUGUUAAAGAGUUGAAAGGAUACUACAUCCCUAAUAAAAAGAACAUCAUCUGCAGACACGUGGUUAAAGUCUCCACUGAUCACAACGCUACUGUACAGUUUCAGACCUCACAGUCAGAUGUCUAUAUUAAACUCAGCAUCCUAGACAAUGAGAAAGAAGUCAUAAGCAACCAGGGCAAAGGUCAUGUCAUCAUCCCAAUCUACUGCUUCUUAGCAAACAACGGCGCUUCUGUGGCCCAGGCGGGGGCAAGACAGGAUCAGGGCGGGCUUACAGCAGAAGGGAUCGUGACAGAAGGAAAGGAAGGGAGUGACCAGCACCCUGCGGACACACUGUUUCAUAAGUAUUGUUUACAGGCGGAGGUGUUACGGAAGAGCUGGCCUUUAGAUGAAUCGCUUGCCUCCUUCAUCCAGAAUCUCAGAGAUUUGGAGCGCAACGAAAUGAGAGUGUUUGGAGAUAUUUUGGAAGGCACGUCUGCCUCUGUUGGUACAGAACAACAAAACAGAGACAGCCAGAAAUCUGCUCCUAAAUCAACACACAAGGCCAAGGAACGAGAGAAGGACAAAGAUAAACUUACAUCCAAGUCAAGCUUCACCAUGGGCCAAAGUUUGGACACGACUAAGCCCUACUGGACCCUGCGUGUCGUGAGUGAUCAAAGUGAGGCCGGAAAUAUAGAAGUAAAGAAAGACACGGAGAGACUUGAGGAGAUUAGAGCGAUGAAACUGGCCUGGGAAAGCGCUGAACCUGGUAGAGCAGCAAAGGCUCAUCAGACCCGUCUGCGCUAUCUCAAAGACGUGGAGGAACCGACCACAGCUGAGACAGGCACACCUCAGUCCCAACAGAGUGGUGAGAUAAGUGCUCUUAAACAGAACAGAAUCGACAUUGAUUAUACACCAUUUAUCAGGAAGUCUUUGCCUCAGCCUCGUCUAAAAGAUGAAGUGCUUGAGGAAGAACAGAGAAGGGAACGUUCUGAGAGGUUCCAAAGCUUCCGCCUGAUCUGGGACAACAUACUGGAACAACGUAAACAGGAAAAAACUGCACGAAGGGAUAUGAUGAAACGUCAGCUGGAGACUUACAUUGGUUUUCAGGACGCUAUGGAUGAAUAUCGCCAAAAGAUGCUUCAGACUCGUGAUGCGUACCGUUCCCGUGUCUUGGAGGAGCAGUCUCAUAAGAAGAAAGAAGAGGUGUCCGUGGAGAUAGCCAAACAGGUGGAGCUGGAGAAGAAUCCCCCACAAAUCCAGCCAGGUGCACUUAAGAGUGGAGGCAAAAGGAAGUGAGCCAAUCGGUCAAAACUUUACAACACCGAACUUUUCAGUUUUGAACAAUUCAAUUAAAAUGUUAUCAUCUUUCCAGUAGAACGAUAAAUUGGUUUAUAAUGGUUUCAUUGUCAACCGGGGUGACACAAAGGAGACGCUGAUUGUUUAUGCACUUUUCAUUUUCAACCAAAAAAGUAACAGAUUGCAUCUUUACAGUUAAAAAUGAAAAGUGUUAUUAAUUUUCUAGCAGAAUGCAGUCUGCUAUUUGAUGUUCUGUCGUAAUAGAAAAUCUGUCUGUGUGAGCAUUAAUGCUUAAUAAAACGUGAGUCCUAUUUC
This is a messenger RNA of Triplophysa dalaica, 4902 nucleotides long. RefSeq names its product androglobin (gene adgb). The coding region runs from base 133 to 4587 and encodes 1484 amino acids. The record is from RefSeq and is a predicted model, not a curated record. The transcript is spliced from 36 exons. Gene Ontology annotation, molecular function: protein binding; heme binding; calcium-dependent cysteine-type endopeptidase activity. NCBI's taxonomy places the organism in Eukaryota, Metazoa, Chordata, Actinopteri, Cypriniformes, Nemacheilidae. Gene Ontology annotation, biological process: proteolysis.